AUGCAAAAGCUCAAAGUUCUGAAAAACUCCAACGUCACCACUGUUUUAUUACCGCUAAGAAGAAUGGCAACAUCAGGAAAAAUCACCCUCAAGUUGGAUUCCCUCAACAAUGAAAUGUUUAAAGCGCUAAAAGAAAAAACGCUAAGUCUGAAGAAGGAGAAGCUGCACGUCCACCUAUCCGAAAACAAUUUAAACGUAACACCAAUUGAGAAGUCAUGUCCCCUCACCUUUUUUAUGUUGAAGCAUAAGUACAAGAUAGACACCCAGAGUAUCCAAAUUAAGGUGGCAAGUAAGGACUCUGUCGGACAGGGCAGUAUCGUAAAUGGAGUGAAUGCCUCCCUUACACCAAGCGAACCUUCUCAUAGUGACAAUACCCAUGUAGGGGAGAAAAGCUUACCCAAGGGGGAAACCAAGGCGGAUGUUAGCAACGGCGCUAGUGCAACUGGAGGGACAAACUUCUUGGAUUCGUUCAUCCAGUUCAACAUCCCCGUUCUGAACGAAUUAGACCGAGCCUACUUCUACAAACACAUCAUUGAGAUAAUCGACACGCUCGCUGCAGACGUUGUGUACAGACAUAGCAUAGGAGGGUACAAAAAAAACGACAAGUACAAUUUUGUCACAGUCCUGUUUAACAACUUGAAGGUGUACGAAAAGAGCCAACUCCACCACGAGUUUUGUUUCUGCCUUUAUGAACAAAAGCCACUGACCAUCAACUGUUACGUUGUCCAUUCGGGGAACACCUCAUACAUAUUGAAGUUGGAUUUCUUCCAAGAGAAUAAUCUUAUUUUUGACAUAUACACAACGUUUGUAAAUAUAAACAGCUUAACAUUCAAACCGCAGGAAGUGGUGCCUGUUAUUAACUCGCACCAGAAUGAGAAGUACGAGCAGGUAAGUCUCUUUGCGGCCCACCUGAAGGAUGUGCAAAAUUUGUUUAACCACAAGGACGUGAAAAAUAAUUUUUUACAACAGGAAGAUAUAAACUUCAUGCUGGAUUAUUUUAAAAACACUCCAGUGCAGAAAAAGACCUAUGAGAAAAAUGAGUACCAAACUACGGACAUUUUUGAGUAUGGCCAUGUUCAGGCAAAAUUGGCCAACGGGGGGAGCGCGUCAGGAGCAGCUCAGACUGCAACCAACGCGCAGGGAAAAAACGCCCUAACCAUCAUCGGACACAUUUUGGACAAAAACGAUAUAGCCUUCUACACGGGCAAAAAUAACUUCUACUGCAAAGAUUCUUACAUUGAGUCGAAGAACUUCAUAUCUUCGGAAUUUAAAAACAUUCACAACGUCACCUUUGGUGGAUACCUCGCGUACCGCUCCUUCUGUCACGCCAUGACCAUAAUCAAGCACUACGUUGCUCGCCCAGUCCUUAUCGAGUUAAACGAAGUUCAGUACAUUCUGCCCGUACCCUGCAACUCUGUUGUAUCGUUUAGGGGCAAAGUGAUUUAUUGUGAUGCUGAAAAAAUUCAAAUAAAAAUUGCAGCUUAUUGUUUUGACCUGAAAAAAAAUGCUUACUACUUAACCACCAUUUUUGACAUGUCCUUUGAAAAUAAUUCAGAAAUAUCGUUCAUUCCCCAGACCGAGGAGGAGGUUAAACUUUAUUUGUUGAGCUACAUGCGUUCGCAGCUACUCCCCUAG
Molecule: messenger RNA, 1635 nt
Organism: Plasmodium fragile
Lineage: Eukaryota; Apicomplexa; Aconoidasida; Haemosporida; Plasmodiidae
Exons: 1
Coding region: 1-1635 (544 amino acids)
Biological process (GO): acyl-CoA metabolic process
Molecular function (GO): fatty acyl-CoA hydrolase activity
Source: RefSeq, a predicted model, not a curated record